This is a messenger RNA of Volvox carteri f. nagariensis, 737 nucleotides long. RefSeq names its product autophagy protein (gene apg8). The record is from RefSeq and is a predicted model, not a curated record. The transcript is spliced from 5 exons. The coding region runs from base 104 to 529 and encodes 141 amino acids. NCBI's taxonomy places the organism in Eukaryota, Viridiplantae, Chlorophyta, Chlorophyceae, Chlamydomonadales, Volvocaceae. Gene Ontology annotation, biological process: cellular response to nitrogen starvation.
CUGGGAAACAAUUUCUUAAACCUCAACGAUCCCGAAUCAAAGUGGAAUUGACUUCUUCAGCCUGUCAGCUUACAAGUCAUCUCUAGGAACCACUAACGUUAAAAUGGUUAACACACGGCCACUUACAUUUAAGCAAGAGCACUCGAUUGAUAAGCGAAAAGCCGAAGCCGCACGCAUCAAGGAAAAAUAUCCUGACCGUAUUCCUGUCAUCGUGGAAAAGGCAGAACGUAGCGAUAUUCCCGACAUUGACAAGAAGAAGUACCUUGUGCCCUCGGACCUUACGGUUGGGCAAUUCGUCUAUGUCAUCCGAAAACGGAUAAAGCUUAGCCCCGAGAAGGCCAUCUUUAUAUUCGUGAAGAACGUCCUGCCACCGACAGCCGCCCUGAUGUCCUCCAUCUACGAGGAUCACAAAGACGAGGACGGCUUCUUGUACAUCACUUACAGCGGAGAGAAUACGUUUGGCGGCGUCGCGGCGCUGGGGGAGGGGGAGGAGCAGGAGGGUAAUGAGCAGCUGCUGCUUCAAGGGUAGGCGCUGCCGCGGGGCAUUACUGUCAGCGCGGGGUCCGCGACCUGCACGUUGCAGUUUUACGAAGUUCGCUUCCGACCAGGUUGACCGCUGUUCCCCUCUGUACGGGACGGGGCUGAGGCAUAUUGCAGUACAGCUAUACGUCAUGAACUCGUUGAAAAUGAUGAUUUGCUGGUCCUAACGGCAACUGCGAUGACAUCUGCGGCUGUUU